Messenger RNA from Durotheca rogersii, 1004 nucleotides. RefSeq lists its product as uncharacterized. Lineage: Eukaryota; Fungi; Ascomycota; Sordariomycetes; Xylariales; Xylariaceae. The record is from RefSeq and is a predicted model, not a curated record. The transcript has a single exon. The coding region runs from base 152 to 838 and encodes 228 amino acids.
CGGAAAUACCCCCACUCUCAUCUAAUUAUGUGAUUUAAAAGGUACUCAGAAGAUAGAAAUCGUCAAGACUAAAAUAAACGGCCAAACUGUCCGCUUUAUCGACACCCCCGGUUUCUCAGACACGUACCUCUCCGAUGCUGAAGUCCUCCAGAUGAUCGCCGAGCACCUGAACGAUGCCUACUCUCUGGAUAUGCGUCUGUCAGGCAUAAUAUACCUCCAUCCCAUUUCGGAUAAUCGCUUCACCCAUCAUGCUACCAAAAACCUGGACAUGUUCCGAAAACUGACUGGAGAGGGCAACCUCAAGAACGUAAUACUGGCGACUACUAUGUGGGGGAAGGUCACCAUAGAGGAGGGCGAAAGGCGUGAACAGGAACUAAAGAGCAAGUUCUGGGACGUUUUACUAGCAUAUCAGGCUACAUAUUCUCGGUACGAUGGAUCCCCCCGCUCAGCUAAAGACAUCGCGUCCAAGCUUUUGAGCAAUAAUACGCCCUUUUACGCCCAGCUGCAGGAGGAGAUGGGCAGACAGAAAUUGGCAAUCAAGGACACCGCCGCAGGCAAGGAGGUAAUGUCCGAGAUCUUGCGGAUGAGGGAGGAGCAUCAAAAACAACUUGAAGAGAUGAAGAUCCUGAUGUUGCGGACUGCAGCCGAGGAGAACAAGGUCGCUCUGGCUGCUCUCGAACAGCACUACAAGGAGAUGUUGAAGGCCAUGGAGAAGGUUCACAAGGACGAGAAAAUGAUGAAUGAGAAUAAAAUUAGGUCUUUGACGGAGAGGAUUAGCCAACUCGAGAGCAGACGCGGAGGGGGAGGGGGGGGGGGAUCUAGCUGUGUUAUCUUGUAGCCUUCUGGUUAUGGAGAUUGGGACAGCUUUACUUUCGGUGCGUCUGAUUGAUAGUAUGUCGAAAGGGAACAGACAGAAAGGGUUUGGGAAACGGUCGAGUUUGUUUACUGCAUGGACCUCUUAGGGACCUUCGAAGUGUAGAGGGUUCAUGGUUGGAUCAGAGGGU